This is a messenger RNA of Mauremys reevesii (Reeves's turtle), 761 nucleotides long. RefSeq names its product translocase of outer mitochondrial membrane 20 like (gene TOMM20L). The transcript is spliced from 5 exons. The record is from RefSeq and is a predicted model, not a curated record. Gene Ontology annotation, cellular component: mitochondrial outer membrane; mitochondrial outer membrane translocase complex. Lineage: Eukaryota; Metazoa; Chordata; Testudines; Geoemydidae. Gene Ontology annotation, biological process: protein import into mitochondrial matrix; protein targeting; tRNA import into mitochondrion. Gene Ontology annotation, molecular function: transmembrane protein transporter activity. Bases 178 to 630 code for a protein of 150 amino acids.
UCUCCCCCCGGGGUUCCGGGAGGCACUGACCAGCCCCCCCCCCCUAAAAAACCCCACCCGGGGGCAGGGGGAGCGUCUCCCAGGCCCUGCCAAGCCGGGGGUCCGGCUCCGUGCGCAGGCCGGGCGGGGGCGGCUCCUCAGGGCUCCAGAGCGGGCCGGAGCCGGGCGGGGGCGGCCAUGAGCGGCUGGGCCCGCCCCCUUCUCCUCCUGCUGGCCGGGGCCUGCGGCCUCGCCCUGCUCGGCUACGGCCUCUACUUCGACCGGCAGCGGAGAAACGCCCCCGACUUCCAGCGGAAGCUGCGGCAGAAAAGAAGAAAAGAACGUGAGAAAGCUAAAGAGCAUGAUGUUGAGUUAUGCGAGAUGAAAAAUAUUGGAAGGGUACGGGAAUUCUUUCUGCAAGAGGUGCAGCUGGGAGAACACUGGUUAUCUAAAGGAGAACAUAAGAAGAGUGUGGAGCACCUCACUAAUGCUAUUUCAGUGUGUGCACAGCCACAUCAGCUACUGCAGAUUUUGCACAAUACACUACCACCACAAGUCUUUGAGAUGCUUAUGCAGAGAGUACCAUACACAAAACAACGACUUCAAGCAGCACUGAAUGAGCAGGACUGUGUGGAAGAUGAGACGGAAUGAGAGAUGGCAGCAAUGUUAAGGCAGAACUCUAGCCGUCUAGCCUAUAAACCCUUGUUUGGAAAGAAAAUACAUACAAAACUGAACAGUUCCCAUUUAUUGUACUUUGAUUAAAUAAAAACAUUUUGAAGACA